GCGGAACCAAGCGCGACACUGCCUCGUAAGAUUUGUCGGAUUUUAGCAUCAGCUGUCCGACGCGUCAAGGUGACUGGAGGCUGCCAACAACCGGAUUUCAGUCUACCAGUCCCACUUGUUUAUUUACUGCGCUGCAACUAUAUAUCUACUUUACGUAAGCAGGUCAUUGUAGCGUUUCGCUGCCAACAAUUCACAUCUCCAUCGCAAUGUACUCUGCGGUCCGCACUUUCUGUAUUCUGGCGCUAGUAGUGCCAUCUAUGUUGCUGCCUUAUGAUCCGGAGGACGAUGGGCUGAAGACAGUGCUGCCGUCUAGCGGACAGUUUGAGGCUUUUUAUCCACGUGAAGCGCAUGGUAUACCGAAUGGAUCAUCGAGACCUGCUCAUGGGCAUGGUAGUUUCUAUAAACACCGCAACCCGGCGCUAGUAGAUGUGAAAAACUCUGCAGCUUACGGUUUUCGUUUUGAUGGAAAACGGAGGUUUAAUUUCGAUGACGAAUAGGUAAACUAAAUAGUUACAAUUUGUAGUCAAAAUAAAUAUUUUUGUUAU
This is a messenger RNA of Plodia interpunctella (Indianmeal moth), 545 nucleotides long. RefSeq lists its product as uncharacterized. Bases 207 to 497 code for a protein of 96 amino acids. The transcript is spliced from 2 exons. Lineage: Eukaryota; Metazoa; Arthropoda; Insecta; Lepidoptera; Pyralidae. The record is from RefSeq and is a predicted model, not a curated record.